AUGACCUGCGGCGGCCUCCCAAGCUCGACGGCGCCGGCGCCGAUGCCGACGGUGGCGGCCCCGCUGGAGGACGAGAACCUCCUCCCGGAGAUCCUCGUCCGCCUAGCCCGGCUGCCGUCCGCCCUCCCGCGCGCCUCCCUCGUCUGCAAGCGCUGGCGCCUCCUCGUCUCCGACCGACGCUUCGUCCGCCGCUUCCGCGCCCACCACCUCCGCAGUCCCCCUCCCCUGAUCGGAUUCUUCGAGGAGGUCACCCGCGAGCCCUCCCCGGACUCCCCCAGCAGCCUCUUCUUCACCCCGAUCCUGGAUCCCCCCAACCGCGUCCCGGUCAGCCGCUUCUCCCUGAGCUUCCGCAACGGCGACGGCCGCACGAUCCUCGGCUGCCGCGACGGUCUCGUGCUCCUCGUCGACGCGGGGGGUGCCGAGAUCGAGGUCCUGGUGUGGGACCCCAUCACCGGCGACCAGCACCGCUUCGUCGUCCCUCCGGCGAUCGACGAGCGCCAGGUCAUCGAGAUCUUAAACGGCGCGGUUCUCCGCACCGCCGGGAUCCUCGACGACCGCCCAUUCCGGUUCCAUGUGGUCUUGGCGGGCAUCGACAGGCCAAACAAGCGGCUGUUCGCCUGCGUUUACUCGUCGGAGGCCGGCAAAUGGGGUGAUCCAAUCUGGGUAUCCGUGGAUUCCGAGAGCGACGUUCGCACCACGGUUUCGAUGCGUGUUUCGAGUACCCUGGUUGGGAAUUCCCUCUACUGGUCGCUGAAUGGGGAUACUGCUGCCAUCCUUCAGUUUGAUUUGGGCACACAACGCCUGGCUGUGAUACCUCUGCCACUGGAUAAGUGCAGCGAUGGCAGCCGCUCCUUCCGGGCUAUGCCCGUGGACGGUGGCGGGCUUGGCAUCCUUGAGCUGUUGGAUUUCAACAUCCAAUUGUGGAAAAGGGAGAUCGACCGUGACGGUGUUGUUUCAUGGGUGCUGGGGAAAACUAUUGAAUUGGAUCAGCUUCUUUCCCUGGACAAGAGGGGAAUGAGUCCAAUGAUGCUGGGGUAUUGCGAGGUCAAUAAUGUGGUGUUCCUAAGGACAGUAUUCAGUAUUUUCUUGGUCCAGCUUGAGUCAUUGAAGUUCAACAAGCCGCCCAUACAGGCAUCUUACUUCUUGGUUCAUCCAUUCACAAGUGUUUAUACUGCAGACAUGGGCAUUGGUGGUGGACCUGAUGAAGCCAAACUUCUGUGUAAUGCAAUGCAUAAGCCACCACUGCUGCAUACUGUCAUGAGAAUGAGAUCGCAGUCUUGCUUCAGUGGCCAGCCCAGUGAGGAUUGCUCAGCCAAAUCUGGCAGAUCUAUGGGCAUCACACAGGAAAAUGCUUGGCCAUCUCCUGAUGCUGCUACAGUGGAGGACAUGUGCCCAGAUUUUGAGCUGUUGGACAAUCAGAUGAGCAAGAUGGUGGCGAUCAGGGUUCCCAGGAACAUGCGAGCCAAGCGCGAACUCCUCAAGCACGCGCCCAAGCUUGUUGAGAAUGGCAAGAAGAUGCUUAUUCUACAUGGUACAAAGACUAGCACAGUUUUGAACGAUGUGCUCGCAGAUCUUUUUCACCUGAAGCGUGAUCAUGCUGUGAAGUACACCAAGAAGAACGACAACAUCAGGCCAUUUGAGAGCGGGGGUGAAACUUCCCUGGAGUUCUUCUCCCUUAAAUCUGACUGCAGCCUCUUAGUGUAUGGUUCUCAUUCAAAGAAGAGGCCCAACAAUCUUGUUUUGGGAAGGACUUACGAUCACCACAUAUACGACCUUGUUGAAGUAGGAGUUGAGAACUACAAAUCCAUAGAAUCCUAUGCAUAUGAUAAAAAGUUGGCGCCUAAACUUGGGACCAAGCCUUUCUUUGCCUUCAUUGGGGAGCACUUUGAGAGUGUCGAUGAGCUGAAGCAUUUGAAGGAAAUGCUCCUUGAUCAUUUCAAAGGAGAGGUGGUAGAGAACCUGAACCUCGCUGGUGUAGAUCGGAUAUUCGUGUGCACAGCAAUUUCCCCUACUACUGUCUACAUGAUGCAUUGUGCUCUCCGUCUAAAAAGGUCAGGCACAUCUAUUCCUAGGAUGGAGCUGGUUGAAGUCGGUCCUUCAAUGGACCUGGUAGUUAGGCGGCACCAACGUCCAUCUGAAAGUUUACAGAAGGAAGCUAUGAAGGCUCCUGGUCAUGCUAAGAAGGUGAAAAAUGUGACGAAUAAUCCAAUUGAUGGCAAGGAGGGCAGGAUCUACAUUCCAGACCAGGAGGUUUCGAAAUUGACCUUAACAAGCGACAUAAAGGGCCUGAAGCGGGAGCGCCGUGAAGCCAAGAAAAACAAGGAGAAUUCGAAGAAGCAAAAGGUCAACCCCGAGUGA
This is a messenger RNA of Triticum turgidum subsp. durum (durum wheat), 2358 nucleotides long. The record is from the annotation of a GenBank genome assembly. Lineage: Eukaryota; Viridiplantae; Streptophyta; Magnoliopsida; Poales; Poaceae.